AUGGCCACGGGAGUAGCGCGAUCAGCGGUUUUGCUCCCGCACCGCGUUGGGAGCUGCCCAACGACAUCGAACUCGUUGCUGGCGACUCUCCCCGGUCUGCGCAACGCCUCGACGAGAUCAGUGUCUCUACAACACUCCCUCCUCUCACAGAUCAGAAGCGUCAGCUCCGUACCUAAUCGAUCGUCACCUCUAUCGCGGCCUGUUGGUCCUCGUUGCUUCGCGCAACGGCACCCGGUCCCGUUCGCUGGAAAGCCUCAGUUGCCCGCCUCGAUCGCGAUUUUGCGUUAUUUCUCGGCUGGGUUCCCCAGACACCAACAAGACUCGAAACCUAUUACAGACGCGCAGACAGCGCGUGAGGAGAACAAGGAUGCGAAGCAGGCUGAGCCAACGAUGCAGGAUGGUGAACAGCUUGACGACUUCCAGAAGACCGAGAGGGCCGCCAAAGCCGCCGAGGUCAACCUGAGCGCAAAGCUGUCGAAGGAGGGCAAGUCGCAAGGCGGCAAGGCCGGGUUUUCCGAGAUAUGGCGGCUGAUCAAGAUUGCACGGCCGGAAUUGCGGUGGCUCGGAAUCGCCAUGGUUUUCCUUGUCAUCUCGUCCAGCGUCACAAUGUCUAUUCCGUUUUCCGUUGGCAGAAUCCUCGACAUGGCCACCAAGGAUCCCGCUGAGGAUGUGCGUCUGUUCGGCCUGACCAUGCCGCAGUUUUUUACUGCCUUGGGUGUCAUCUUGACAGUUGGAGCCGUGGCUAAUUUCGGACGUGUGAUUCUUCUACGCAUUGUUGGCGAGAGGGUUGUCGCCCGCCUGCGGUCGUCCCUUUACAGGAGAACGUACGUCCAGGACGCCGAGUUUUUCGAUGCGAACCGAGUCGGAGAUCUCAUCUCACGUCUCAGCUCUGAUACCGUUAUCGUUGGCAAGUCCAUCACCCAGAACAUCAGCGACGGUCUGAGGGCUCUGUUUAGCGGAGGAGCCGGCUUUUGUGUUAUGGUCUGGCUCAGCCCGAAGUUGACUGGGCUGCUCCUCAUCAUGCUGCCCCCUGUUGCCGUCGGUGCUUUCUUCUAUGGACGCUCAAUCAGGAAUGUGAGCAAGGGCAUCCAGAAGAACUUGGGUACGCUGACCAAAAUCGCUGAAGAGCGUCUCGGCAAUGUGAAGACGAGUCAGGCGUUCGUCGGCGAGGUCCAAGAGGUUGGUCGCUACAAUAAUCAGGUCAAGAAGAUAUUUGCUCUGGGCAAGAAGGAGUCUACGAUUGCAGCAACAUUUUUUGCUUCGACGGGCUGGGCUGGCAACAUGACCAUCCUUGCCAUGCUUGUUGUCGGUGGCAACUUUGUUCGCGAGGGGGCCAUGAGCCUCGGCGACCUGACAUCUUUCAUGAUGUACACUGCUUUCGCGGGCUCCAGCUUGUUCGGUCUCUCAUCCUUCUACUCUGAGCUGAUGAAGGGAGUUGGCGCUGCUAGUCGCUUGUUCGAGCUCCAGGACCGGAAGCCUGGCAUUUCCCAAACCGUUGGACUUAAGGUUAAGUCGGCACAAGGUCCCAUCAAAUUCUCCAACGUCUCGUUUGCCUAUCCCACGCGACCGGCAGUCAAGAUCUUCAACGACCUGAACUUCGAAAUCCCUUGGGGCAGCAACGUUUGUGUAGUGGGACCAUCCGGUGGCGGCAAGUCAACUGUUGCUGGUCUGCUCCUGCGGUUCUACAACCCCACCUCCGGUUCUAUCACCAUUAACGGCGUCGACAUUUCAAGAAUGAACGUCAAGUCUUUGCGGCGUCGCAUCGGCAUGGUCGCGCAAGAGCCCGUUCUGUUCUCCGGCAGUAUUGCCGAGAACAUUUCAUACGGCAAACCUAACGCCACCCGCGCAGAAAUAAUCGCGGCUGCUCGCCAGGCGAACUGCAAUUUUAUCAGCGAUCUUCCCGCCGGCUUAGAUACGCAGGUCGGCGCCCGAGGCUCUCAGCUCUCAGGGGGGCAGAAACAGCGCAUCGCCAUCGCACGAGCACUGAUUAAAGACCCUGACAUCCUCAUUCUUGACGAAGCCACCUCGGCCUUGGACGCAGAGUCUGAGACACUCGUCAACGCCGCUCUUGCAUCGUUGCUCAAGGGCAAAAACACGACCAUCUCGAUUGCGCACCGACUGUCGACCAUCAAGCGAUCGGAUCUCAUCAUUGUGCUUUCUAACAAUGGCGGGGUUGCCGAGAUUGGGAAAUACACGGAGCUGGCGGCCGACAACAACAGCGCGUUUAGCAAGCUCAUGGAGUGGCAGAUGAGCGGCGGUGAGCUUCCCGACUCUCGCCCCGGCGACAGAGGCCAUAUUACAGAGUCCGAAGAGAUUGAGUCGGACCUUGGGCGAGAGGACCCCGAGGGGGAUGUAGAGAGCCAGCUGCAGGAGGAGAUCAAGGAGCAUACACGGCGGUGA
Messenger RNA from Colletotrichum higginsianum IMI 349063, 2400 nucleotides. Its product is annotated as ABC transporter. Gene Ontology annotation, biological process: transmembrane transport. Gene Ontology annotation, molecular function: ATP binding; ATP hydrolysis activity; ABC-type oligopeptide transporter activity. The transcript has a single exon. The coding region runs from base 1 to 2400 and encodes 799 amino acids. Gene Ontology annotation, cellular component: membrane. The record is from RefSeq and is a predicted model, not a curated record. NCBI's taxonomy places the organism in Eukaryota, Fungi, Ascomycota, Sordariomycetes, Glomerellales, Glomerellaceae.